Molecule: messenger RNA, 3572 nt
Organism: Leucoraja erinaceus (little skate)
Lineage: Eukaryota; Metazoa; Chordata; Chondrichthyes; Rajiformes; Rajidae
Product: organic solute transporter subunit alpha-like
Biological process (GO): transport
Molecular function (GO): transporter activity
Source: RefSeq, a predicted model, not a curated record
GUACAAUGCUUUGAAAGCAUUCAAAGUGUGCCUAGUACUCAAAGGGUUAAGCCACAAAGUUCAUUUGUCUCACAUUUUAUUGGACAUAGAAUUACCUGCUCUUGAGUGCAGAGUUUCUAUUUACUCUGCACAAUUCAUGACAGGGAAGUUCCAGUAACAGAACGCUCAUGGAUAAAUAUGUAUAACUAAGUGCAACAAAGUACCAGAAGCUUUUAAUCUAUUAAUCAGGAGGAUUUUGCAAAGUCCUCAACUAUAACACAAUAUUUAAUCCUGCCUGCACUCAAUUGGUGAUUUAUUUGAAGCUUUAAGGACAACAAUCAUGCCAAACUGCAGUGACAGCUUGCCAAGUUCUGAAGAUCUAAUGAAAGGUUUCACAGCUGGUGACAUUGCUGUUAUGGUAAUACUUAAUUUGGUAGCAAUUGCCUCUUAUGCCAUCUUCAUUGAACUAUGGAUCAGCUUACACAAUAAUAUUGCAAAUCCUGUAAUUCAGGAUAAGACCCGAUUAAUACUCUUGUUUUCCUAGGUAACUACAGUUGCCUACCAGUUGGGAAUAUUUGUUCCACGAGCUGGAACCUUAGUAGACUUUGUGACUGCAGUUUAUACGAGCAUCUCUUUGUUUAGUUUCUUCCACCUCACGAUAACUUACCUUGGUGGAGUAACUGAGGCCAUUGAUAAACUUGGAUUUGUGGAUGCAUCUCUAAAUGUGGGUCCUUGUUGUUGUUGUUGCAUCUGCCUUCCAAAGGUCAAGAUAAAUAGAAAAGCUUAUAGAAUUCUCCGAUUUGGCAUUUUGCAAACUUUGAUUCUGCAACCAGUGCUUCAGUUCAUUUCUGCUGUCCUAUGGGCUGACGGGAAGUAUGACAUUGGAGAGGUCCAUCCAACAAAUCCCUUAUUCUACAUUAAGAUCCUACUCAACAUAUCUGCUUUAAUGUCCUUGUAUGUAUUCAAUCUGUUACUGAAGGCUGCAUUUGGAAUUGCAGAAGCGAACUAUCAUCUUUUGGCCAAAUAUGCCAUUAUAAUGGUCUACAUCAUCCUCAGUAAUUUACAGCCAUUAAUUUUAAGUUUGUUUGCAACUUACAAUAUCAUUCCCUGCGUGACCCUCUAUUCAUCAAAAAGCAGAGCUUCACAAAUUGACCAUCAUGCAAAAAUCCUGGAAAUGUUUAUACUACUUCUUGUAUCCAGAAAGUACUAUCGGAAACGUUUGCCAGAUGUUCUGCCUCUAUAUUUUGAAGAUCCACUACACAAUAUAUGUUAAUUUGAUGUUAAUAGUUCCAUUAUAUUUAAGGUUAAUUACUGAGUUAGCUAUUUCAAUACAGAACCUUGGUUUAAUUACCAGUAAUUUAAAAAUAUUUAACGGUAUGAUAAGAUUAGGAUGGACUUUUAACAUUUUAUUUUAAAUAUUUUUCUUUACAACAGAUAUUGUCAAGUGCAUAUCUUAAAGAUCAGACCACAUUCUCUGUUUACUUUUGCAAAAUUGAAAGAGAAAUGUGAACUAAUACAUAGUGACCUUUGCCAUUUUGUUUUCUUCAAAUAAUCAUUGAAGAAAAGGUAAAUGUUCCUCCAGCACCAAUCCUAACCUUACAUUUUAGUUCAGUCCUGACCUGAAAUAUUAUCUGUCCAUUUCUUCCACAGAUGCUACCUGACCUGCUGAGUUCCUCCAGCACAUUUUUUGCUCAUUUUUCUCCAGUUUACAUACCAUCUGUUCUUAUACAUUAUAUAAACAAAAUCCAGUUCAGGACACUAAUCUUUUGCUGCCUCAGUGUUGUUCUCAUUACACAAUUCCAACUUCAGUCAAUGUUGUUAAAUAUUCUUUGCAUUAGGUACUAUUUCUCUCACCUUCAACAUGCUGUCACCGUCCCUUUUCCCUUAACCAAUCUUUAACCAGUCUGCUGUUGCAGUCUACUGUUCUCUCAUUCAUCUCCAAGGCCCUCGGAUGUGAAGGUGCCUUCCAUUUUCACGUCUAUCUUGCAAAGUUCACACAUUUAAAAGCUUACAGUAAUUCUUGACCUGAUCACAACAGCUGUAAUUUAUUUUCUUUAUCCUGGUAAUUAAACCACAUUCAUCAUUUGCAAUGUAGUCAACUUGGCCCAUAGUACACCUUCUUGCUGUAAGAAAAUUGGGACAAUGUCUGGGAGAACCUAGCCUCAGACCUGGGACAUCCCUAUCCCAAAGUACUUCAAUUCAGAACCUUUCAGGAAAUUACAUAGAAACAUAGAAAAUAGGUGCAGGAGUAGGCCAUUCAGCCCUUCGAGCCUGCACCACCAUUCAAUAUGAUCAUGGCUUAUCAUCCAACUCAGUAUCUUGUACCUGCCUUCUCUCCAUACCCUCUGAUCCCUUUAGCCACGAGGGCCACAUCUAACUCCCUCUUAAAUAUAGCCAAUGAACUGGCCUCAACUACCUUCUGUGGCAGAGAGUUCCACAGAUUCACCACUCUCUGUGUGAAAACAUGUUUUUCUCAUCUCGGUCCUAAAGGAUUUCCCCCUUAUCCUUAAACUGUGACCCCCUUGUCCUGGACUUCCCCAACCAUCGGGAACAAUCUUCCUGCAUCUAACCUGUCCAACCCCUUAAGAAUUUUGUAAGAAAUUACCUGGGUAUAAAGAGAAAAACGCCUGCUAUGAGAGAUAGUAAAAUAUGGGCACAUUGCCAACACUAAGCUAGUAAUUCCAUGUCUCCACUGUCAUUUCUAUGGUAGCCUUCUCUCCACCCUUUUAAUCACAAGAGACUGAAGUUUUAAUCCAUUGUUAUCUAUUGCUGCCGAUCCACAGCAACAAUGCACGGGAGAAACAUGGUUCUCAUAAUAAGUAUCAAGCAUAUAGUAGUUUGUGUUGCACUUUGAUAUGUCAGGAAGUAAUUACUUUUAUUUGAGCCAACUGAACCUUUUUGUUUCAAAUAUCUCUGUGGAAAGAUAACCCUCUGGGCUCAGUCUCGUGCAUAAUACAUGGUAUAAUGAUUUAAUAUCAUUCUUAAGUGUCCUUAGCUCAUUAUGUUUUACAGUUUGGUUGCAUGACUGGAGUUGCAUGUUAUAAAUAAUUUAAGCAUUUACUUAUUUUUCUGAAUGACAAACAAUGCAUCAAAAUGAAAAUCAAUAAUGCUCAAUUUCAUUUACAUGGAAAUGUUCAUAUGCAUUAAAAUGUUCAUCAAUUUUUCAUGUAUUUUGAAAGAGAACUUAAUGUAUGUCAUCUGGCACAUAAUGGUAAAUUCACAGCCUAUAUUAAUAAUAAGUCAAUGACCUGGGCAACACUAGGGCAUUUGGAAUAUUAGGAAAACGCUUUAUUAUUCUGUCAAUGCUGGAGAAUGCAACCAACAUCACAGCUGUUCAAAUUAAUGUCAAACACAUAUCAGGAUAGCUAAAGAUAUUUACUUAAUAUUUUAAACAGAGGUGUAUAUUUUAUGAGAAUGAUCAGUGUUUCCAACAUUUGCUGUUUUAUUUUGUAUUAAAGAAUGCUUAUUCUUUGCUAGGCUUUGAGCAACAUUACUAACAAAGUACAAACCUAUUUACAUUUAUUAUCAUCUGCAACCAUAUAGAGGUUGAACAUCCAUUUUUCUGACAACUGAUGGUCUGCCCACCCCUAUAA